AUGCCUUCAACUCCAACACCCCCAACAAUCCUCCUCCUAGGAACCUGCGACACCAAACUCCCAGAACUGCUCUACACAAAAGCAGCCAUAGAAUCCCAAACCGACCCAACAACAAACCAACACCUCAAAGUCCACCUUCUAGACAUCGGCCGCACCCAAACAGCUCACAGUUCAAUAACAACAACCCAACAAGACCUGCUCACCGCAACUCAAACCCAACCCCCAGAUACAGAUAUCUCCACCCUCCCAAGAGCAGAAUACAUAAAAACCCUAACCCCCCACGCAACAACCUUCACAAAAACCCUCUUCGAAACAGCCUCCAUCCACGGCAUCCUCGCAAUAGGCGGCUCAUGCGGCACAGCCCUUGCAAGCGCCGUGAUGCGCGACGCACUACCCAUCGGAUUCCCCAAGAUGAUGGUCUCGACCAUGGCAUCCGGUGACGUGGCGCCUUACAUCGGCGAAACAGACAUCUGUAUGAUGUACAGUGUCGUCGACAUAGCAGGCAGGAACCGGGUUCUCGAGGGCGUGUUGGAGAAUACAGCGGGCGGGAUUGGGGGCAUGGCGGGGCGGUUUUUGCUUCGUUCUACUGGUGACGUUGGGCGAGAGGGGGAGGUGCAAGGGGAGGGGGCUGUUCAAGUUGCUAUUUCGAUGUUUGGGGUGACGACGCCGGCGGUGACGCGCGCCAGGGAAUAUUUGGAGUCUGUUUUGGCUGGGUGUGAGGUUUAUGUUUUUCAUGCUACUGGGUCUGGGGGGAGGGCGAUGGAGCGGUUGAUUCGGGAAGGGCGUAUUGAUGCGGUGCUUGAUUUGACGACGACGGAGAUUGCGGAUGAGGUUGUUGGGGGGGUUUUGAGUGCUGGGCCUGAGAGGUUGUGUGCAGCGACUGCGGCGGGCAUUCCUCGGGUUGUUAGUGUUGGGGCGUGUGAUAUGGUGAAUUUUGGUGGAAUUGGGAGUGUUCCUGCUUCUUUCCGGGGCGAAACGGGGAAGGGGAGGCUGUUUCAUGAGCAUAAUGAGACUGUUACGCUGAUGCGGACUACGAAGGAGGAAUGUGUUCAGAUUGGAAAGGUGAUUGCGCGAAAUUUGAUGGGGAAGGGGACUGGUAAGACGAAGGUGGUCUUGCCGGUUGGGGGUGUGAGUAUGAUUGAUGUGCCUGGGGGGCCCUUUUGGGAUCCCGAGGUUGAUGAGGUUUUGUUUUCGACGUUGGAGGAUGAGUUGAAGGGGAGCGGGAUUGAGGUGGUGAGAGAUUCUCGCGCGAUCAAUGAUCCUGGGUUUGCGGUUCUCGCUGCGGAUGCGUUGGUCAAGUUGAUUCGAGAGUAG
Molecule: messenger RNA, 1314 nt
Organism: Penicillium nucicola
Lineage: Eukaryota; Fungi; Ascomycota; Eurotiomycetes; Eurotiales; Aspergillaceae
Product: Tm-1-like ATP-binding domain-containing protein
Exons: 1
Coding region: 1-1314 (437 amino acids)
Source: RefSeq, a predicted model, not a curated record